AUGAAUCUAAUAGUUGGUUUCUUGAACCAGUUCAAUCAAUUUGAGUCUCAAUUAUCAUCAAUGACGACAUAUCUAUAUCAAGCUUAA
This is a messenger RNA of Debaryomyces tyrocola, 87 nucleotides long. The record is from the annotation of a GenBank genome assembly. NCBI's taxonomy places the organism in Eukaryota, Fungi, Ascomycota, Pichiomycetes, Serinales, Debaryomycetaceae.